Saccostrea cuccullata (small rock oyster) is the source of this 891-nucleotide messenger RNA. RefSeq lists its product as uncharacterized. The record is from RefSeq and is a predicted model, not a curated record. The transcript has a single exon. NCBI's taxonomy places the organism in Eukaryota, Metazoa, Mollusca, Bivalvia, Ostreida, Ostreidae. Bases 98 to 556 code for a protein of 152 amino acids.
AAUUUUAAUUGAGUUUUAAAGUCAAAACUAUCAUAUAUAUAAAGCUGUGUAAAUCUUCAAUUUGAUAGGACACAGGGCUAUUUGGUGCAUUGCCAAAAUGUUUGAAGCUGCAAGCCUAGUAGCUCUCCAAAGUGAGUUUAUGGACGAAGACAAUACAUUAGCCUUUGUCAAGCAACAGCUGAAUUUAGAUCCUAAGGUGCAUAAAGUGAGUUUCACAUCACCAAGGACAUUUAAAGUUGAUUUCAAACUUAAACAAUUGAAGCAAACUUCCUUUAUUUUUACUAUUGAGUUAAAAGACGAAACCACAGAGGACAUCCUUGGAGAAAAUAUUAUAAAAAUGGUGAGAAUAGAUAGGAAAACGAGGCGGUUGUCUUUAUUUCCUGAAUGGUUCUACAAAAAGUAUGCAGCUUUCAUGAAUACCCCUGGACAUCCCGGUACUGAAAAAGAAGAUCUUCCAGAAAUUCCCAAGAAUGCUGUUAAAUAUGACGUCAUUCCAGGGCACAGUGAUGAGGAUUACAAUGGCCACGUGAAUCAAUCCUCCUAUUUACGUUUUUGAAUGGACGCAGAGACGAGUGCCUCGUUGAAUGGGUAUUAUGAACAUUACACAAGAGAUAUGUGUUUAUACCUCUCCUUACAAUGGACUAUUACUUAUGCGGGGGAGAGUCUUGCUGGUGAUCAGUUGACUAUAUUUACGUGGCAAAAAGAACAUACUCCCGAAAACAUACUAAUUGGUAUCGAAAGAAAUGGCAAUCGAAUUUUCUAUGCAACAGCAAUAUUUGGUAAAAUCGCAGAAGCGAAGAACAAAUUUUGGCAAAAAUUGUGAAAAAAUAUUUCAUUUUAUGUAUUGAUUAGUUAUUGAAUAAAACAAUCACUUAAAUUUAAAUAAAACUG